GUGCCGCCUUGACAUACCAGCAAUACUGUACAUAGUACAUGCAUUUCGUUUGCUCAUCGUGUUCAAUGCGUGCUGAGGCCCUGGACCGUGUUGAGGGAGGUGUCCGUAUGUGUUCAAUGUCUUGAGUUCAGGUGAGCCGUCGCAGCAGCCACCGCUUCGUCCGGACCACCACUGCGAACGGCAUGUACCUCGAUGCUGCUCUCGACGGUCGCAGGCUUGCUCGUCCCCUUCUUGUCCUGGUUCUGUGACGGCUCUAGACAUACUGGCCCUAAGACCCUGAGCUUCCAGCUUCGCCAUUAUCAUGCCGUAUCCUCGGAAGCUAAAGUGCUCUUCCACGACGCACGUCCCUCCCAGAACCUGGAAGCAGACCCUUCUACGGACUACAGUCUGCGCAGCAGAGCUGUCAAGACUCACCGCCCUGUCUCCCUCUCUGCGCUUGCUGAAGCGCGUACGCGGUCAAUAAGGUUCGCGCAGAGCGCGUUGCUCGACUGGGAUGAAGAUGAGGUCCUGGGGCCCGACGUCGAGAGUCGGGAGACUCUACUGGAGCUCGCGAAAAUGACAAACAAUGCGUACCUUGAACCAGGAGAGGCUGGGUGGUAUGAGUUGGGAGGCGACUGGAAUGUUAGCUACCCAGUAGGCUGGGAGCCCGAUGCUGACGGCUUCCGUGGUCACGUCUUUGCAACACCCGACAACUCGACUGUGGUGCUGUCCAUUAAGGGGACGUCCGCCGGCUACGUGGGUGGAGGCGGACCAACAUCCAAGAAGGACAAGUUCAACGACAACCUACUGUUCAGUUGUUGCUGCGCGCGGGUAGACUGGACAUGGACAACCGUAUGCGACUGCUAUCGUGGGGGCUGGAAGUGCGAGCAGAAUUGCUUAGAGAGGUCCCUUGUCGAGGAGAGCUUAUUCUACUCAAUCGGAACUAAUCUAUACUACAACCUGACGUAUAUGUACCCUGAAUCCAAUAUCUGGAUCAUUGGGCAUUCGUUGGGAGGGUCCCUUGCGUCUCUCCUGGGAGUGACAUUCGGUGCACCCGUUGUCGCAAUAGAGUCGCCCGGGGAGAAGAUGGCGGCGGGACGGCUGCACUUACCUUCGCCGCCUGAAGUUCAGCACAUCACACAUAUAUACCACACUGCUGACCCGAUCGCUAUGGGCACAUGUAACGGGAUCUUGUCGUCGUGUGCACUAGGCGGCUACGCUAUGGAAAGCCGCUGUCAUCUCGGCCGCUCUAUCGUAUACGACACGGUAUCAAACCUUUCAUGGUCGGUGGACGUACGGACACACGGCAUCGUGAAUAUCAUAGAGAAGCUGCUCUCGCAACCUUGGCCUCCAAGCGAGGAGGCGGGAAGAGAGGUUCCAGAGGCUAUCGUAGAAGAGGACUGCGUGGAGUGUUUUAGCUGGGACUUUGGCGACUAUCCUACCACUAAGGGAGCCCCAGGCUCAACACGAGGUCUACAUGAAUUGUAAUGUACACUGCACGCGCCUGCCUUGCGAUAGUAGAAUUAUACCCUCAGCGACUGCUAAGCUCGACUUCGAUCAUGUCAGAGUUGUAGUGGUGGCAACGAUUGCAUUGUCGAUGUGCAACGCGAUGACAUGAAAAGAGGUAUCCAGGAUU
This is a messenger RNA of Rhodofomes roseus, 1615 nucleotides long. Its product is annotated as alpha/beta-hydrolase. The transcript is spliced from 6 exons. The record is from RefSeq and is a predicted model, not a curated record. Gene Ontology annotation, molecular function: glycerophospholipase activity. Gene Ontology annotation, biological process: piecemeal microautophagy of the nucleus; macroautophagy; multivesicular body membrane disassembly. The coding region runs from base 193 to 1467 and encodes 424 amino acids. Lineage: Eukaryota; Fungi; Basidiomycota; Agaricomycetes; Polyporales; Fomitopsidaceae.